AUGUGCUCCAGAAAAAGAGAAUUUUUCAUCACUGAUGAAAGUGUUAUGCAGAUUUUGGAGGCUUGCAGUAGUGAUGACGAAGAUAAUCUGUUACUUGAAGGAGAUAUAGAAGAUGAAAGAGAACAUGUUAUUAUAGAAGAUCCUGAAAAAGAAAUACGUAGCCCACCUAGCAAAAGAAGGCAUACAGACGAAAUAUCAGAACCAAAUGCUGAGAUACCUGAUUCCCUUCCAGAUUUACCAGAAUUUAAACGGUCCAGAACUUACCAUCCAAGACAGUUCAGUGAUAACAUGAGUCAUGAAUUUGGGAAAGUGCUUUUGUUUAGUGUCAGUGAAAAUCGUGAAAUGCCACAGCCAUUUGAAAUUUUUUCUUCCAUUAUUGGCCUAAAAGAUUUGGUGCAUGAUAUAUUAAUUCCUGAAAGUAUUCUGCGUGUAGAACAAUCAGGCAACACAUUCAGCGCAAAUCAAUAUGAAAUCAAGGCAUUUCUUGGUACAAACCUGGUAAUGGGGUACCAUAUUUUGCCUACAUUUAGAAGCUACUGGGCAACUGAACCUGAUUUAGGUGUUCCUUACAUAGCUCAGAUUAUGCCACUACAUCAGUUUGAAGAGAUUCGAAAGUACUUACAUUUUUCCAACAAUGCAGAUCAGUCAAUAAAGGAAGACCGCACAUACAAAGUGAGACCUGUAAUUACCCAUUUGAACAAAACCUUCCAGGAAUCUCCUAGUGCAACUAGGGCUCAAUCUGUAGAUGAGCAUAUGAUCAGAUUCAAAGGACAUAAUAUUAUGCGACAGUAUGUCAAAAAUUAG
Schistocerca piceifrons (Central American locust) is the source of this 804-nucleotide messenger RNA. RefSeq names its product piggyBac transposable element-derived protein 2-like. The record is from RefSeq and is a predicted model, not a curated record. NCBI's taxonomy places the organism in Eukaryota, Metazoa, Arthropoda, Insecta, Orthoptera, Acrididae. The transcript has a single exon. The coding region runs from base 1 to 804 and encodes 267 amino acids.